Molecule: messenger RNA, 2335 nt
Organism: Thamnophis sirtalis
Lineage: Eukaryota; Metazoa; Chordata; Lepidosauria; Squamata; Natricidae
Source: RefSeq, a predicted model, not a curated record
UUUGUUCCAUUUCUAGGUGUCCAUAUCUUUGGCCUUUGUGCUACCGCACUCGUCACUGAUAUCAUACAGCUGUCAACUGGAUAUCAAACACCGUAUUUCCUGACUGUAUGCAAACCUAAUUAUACUUCCCUCAACGUAUCGUGCUCAGAAAAUUCUUAUAUUGUGGAGGAUAUUUGCUCAGGAUCUGAUCCCAUUGUCAUCAAUGACGGCAGAAAGUCAUUUCCUUCACAACACGCCACCCUGGCAGCCUUUGCAGCUGUGUAUGUUUCGGGUCUGUAUGCUGUGGGGAACUUUCUGCCAAGUGAAGACAACACGUUCAAUCAUAACGUACAUAGAGAGCCAUUGAAACCUUUGCCUGACCUAAGCCAAGACCCCAAUCGAAUUUUACCAGGGAAAAACGGUAGUGGAAACGAUGUGAUCGCCACUCAUCACGUGGAGAACAUGUUGAACAGGAACCACAGAGACACUGGCUCCUUGACGAACCUUAAGAGAGCGAAUGCCGACGUAGAGAUUAUAAUGCCGCGAAGUCCGAUGGGAAAGGAAAACAUGGUCACAUUCAGCAACACCUUGCCAAGGGUCAACACACCCGCGGUUGACGAAUCAGCUCGGCGGAACGUGUCCAUACAUGCCUCCAUGGAUUCCGCCCGCUCGAAACAAAUCCUCUCUCAAUGGAAGAACAAGAACGAAAGUCGGAAGCUGUCCCUGCAGGUGAUUGAAACCGAUUCUGGACAGUCGCCGCCGAGGGCCAUUGAAAUGAGGUCAAGCUCUGAGCCAUCUAGAGUGGGCGUUAAUGGAGAUCACCAUGGUCCAAGCAAUCAGUACCUGAAAAUCCAGCCCGGUAGCAUGCCAGGAUGCAACAGUGUUGGCCUAUCUGGGGGACCGAGAGUUUCCAUUCAGUCACGUCCAGGAUCUUCCCAGCUCGUGCACAUCCCUGAAGAGACCCAGGAAAAUGUCAAUAUGUCUCCCAAAACGAAUUCUGCUCGAGCGAAGUGGUUAAAAGCUGCCGAGAAGAGCGUUGGGUGCAGAAGCAAUAGCCAGCCAAGGAUCAUGCAGGUCAUAGCCAUGUCAAAGCAACAAGGAGUCCUUCAGGGCAGCCCAAAGGGCUCUGAUGGCGGUACAGUCACCUGUACGGGAUCGAUCCGCUACAAAACCUUGACAGAUCACGAACCGAGCAGCAUUGUAAGGGUAGAGGCCCAUCCUGAGAAUAGCCGCCCCAUCAUCCAAAUGCCGUCCGAAGGAGAAGGCAGUGGCUCCUGGAAAUGGAAAGCUCCGGAGAAAGGAAGCCUACGCCAAACGUAUGAGCUCAACGAUCUCAACAGAGACUCCGAGAGCUGCGAAUCUUUGAAAGACAGUUACAUUUCUGGGGAUCGGAAAAGAAGCAACAUCGAGGGCAGCGACCAUCACCAUCACGGGAUCACCACAAUCAGAGUCACCCCUGUAGAAGGCAGCGAGAUCGGCUCAGAGACCCUGUCCAUUUCCUCUAGCCGUGACUCGACACUUCGGAGAAAAGGUAACAUCAUUUUAAUACCCGAAAGAGGCAGCAGUCCGGAGAAUACCAGGAAUAUCUUCUACAAAGGAACAUCUCCAACAAGAGCUUACAAAGAAUGAGGGCUGGUGCUUCGGCCAAAAACAACAGAUACCACUAAAAUCAAUACUGUUUGGGUGCAAGCGUUGCACUCUCUUCAUUUUUAGAGCUGAUGCCGAAAUAUUCUUGAUGUGCCAACUAUUGACCAUCAGCCUGACUGUUUAUGGAUGUUGCUGAUGUGUAGUGAUUGUGCAUGAAUUUGUGAAUUUCAUGUCGCGGGGGGAAAAAAAGCACAAUGCAAGAACCUAGUGAAGGGGAGCAAGCUUUUGUUUUCAGAAUCAAAAUGUUUUUCCAGUAGGAUCUGUGUCAGCCAAAAGAGCGGUCUUAAAUCUAGACCGCUUAUUUCCUGAAUGUGCCAACUUUUCAACUUAUCUAUUUCAUGAUCAAAGGGAAGCAAUUUUUUUUAAAAAAAAAAUAAGCAAAAGCUGUACCAGAGUUGUACUAAAUCUUUGCGGGUUUUGCACCAAAAUUUAAUACCAAACGGUGCUGAUUCUAACUUUACAUUUUUAGAAAACUUCUAACUCCUGUGCAGCUCUCUAAACACAAUACAUUUUGAUGUGCGAGUUUUUUCCGAGUAUCCUAGCUGAAAACACCAUGCUAACUGCAUUCAUUUAGAAUAGAAAAGUAUCAAGAAUCAAUACAGCUUUGCUAUCGUGCAGUUUUCAUCUCAAAUGAUUGCAAAAGUUUUGUGUAGUUCUUUGAAAGAUUUUUCUUGAGCCAAAAAAAAAACCGACAACAAAAAACUAGAAA